This is a messenger RNA of Mya arenaria, 761 nucleotides long. Its product is annotated as cerebellin-3-like. Bases 67 to 600 code for a protein of 177 amino acids. The record is from RefSeq and is a predicted model, not a curated record. Gene Ontology annotation, molecular function: protein binding. Lineage: Eukaryota; Metazoa; Mollusca; Bivalvia; Myida; Myidae. The transcript has 3 exons.
UCAACAAGAAAUUAAACGACAUCUUUACUGUUGUCUUGGAGCGCCGUCUCUGACUGCACUCUGCCGAUGACACCACCGAGAUCCAAGAUGGUGUCACUCAGAUGUCUUCUGUUUUUGGUGGCUUCCACCUUCUGCUAUCUGGGAGGCACAGCUGCAGGAGACGUUCAAUUGAUGACUCGGGACAGCAGUAAAGGGAAUGAAACAUGUUAUCGUUAUGUUCCCGUCGCAUUCUCAGCAGUUAAAACCAAUAACCAGAGACUUGGUUAUCGCCAGGCUGUCGUGUUUGAAAAAGUCUUACUGAACGAAGGUAAUGGCUACCAUGCCCACAGUGGCAUUUUCUACGCCCCACAAAGCGGGGUGUACAUGUUUACUUCGAGCAUGCUCCAUCGUUCCGAGGGUAUCACAAUCCAAUUCGCCAUUAUUCACCAAGGAAGAGUUAUGGCUGAGUUCCACGCCAACGCCGAAUGGGAGCAGUUCAGCCAAACCGUCAUCAUACGGGUGAGGAAGGGCGAAACGGUGUCCGUCAGAAACAACAGGCGCAAUCUUCCAAUCAUUUUUGGCCUGUCUUAUUCCACCUUCUCUGGUUACCUACUGAGGUGAACACCAAUGAAAUGACGAUAUCUACUUGUUUUAUCUUUUGAUUUCACUCCACACUGGUUUUGUUAUGAAUGUGUUUAAGUUUGUAAAAUCUAUAUUUACCUUUUUCACUUAUUAUUUCUUGUAUGUUUCUUUCUAAUAAAAUCGUAAGCAAAAACACACAA